Gastrolobium bilobum is the source of this 1532-nucleotide messenger RNA. Its product is annotated as mitogen-activated protein kinase homolog NTF6-like. Gene Ontology annotation, cellular component: cytoplasm; nucleus. Bases 1 to 1122 code for a protein of 373 amino acids. The transcript has 6 exons. The record is from RefSeq and is a predicted model, not a curated record. Gene Ontology annotation, molecular function: MAP kinase activity; ATP binding. NCBI's taxonomy places the organism in Eukaryota, Viridiplantae, Streptophyta, Magnoliopsida, Fabales, Fabaceae. Gene Ontology annotation, biological process: protein phosphorylation; intracellular signal transduction.
AUGGAAAAUGAUUCUGAAUCUGAGAGAAUCAAAGGAAUAGGAAUUCCCAUUCACGGAGGGAAGUAUGUACGUUACAACAUUUUGGGCAACCAUUUCGAGGUCUACGCUAAGUACGCUCCUCCUCUUCAACCCGUUGGACGCGGCGCAUACGGCAUCGUUUGCUGUGCAACGAAUUCGGAGACCAAAGAAGGGGUUGCGAUUAAGAAGAUUGGGAAUGCCUUUGGCAAUAGGAUUGAUGCUAAAAGGACACUUCGAGAAAUCAAACUUCUUUGUCACAUGGAACAUGAUAACAUAAUUGAAAUUAAGGACAUAAUUCGGCCACCAGAUAGGGAAAAUUUCGAUGAUGUGUACAUUGUGUACGAAUUGAUGGAUACUGAUCUGCAUCAGAUUAUACAAUCUAACCAGGUUCUCACGAAUGAGCACUGCCAGUAUUUUCUAUAUCAACUCUUGCGAGGAUUGAAGUACGUACACUCUGCAAAUGUUUUGCACCGAGAUCUAAAACCGAGCAAUUUACUUCUCAAUGCAAACUGUGAUCUUAAAAUAUGUGACUUUGGGCUUGCCAGAACGACCUCUGAGACAGACGUUAUGACAGAAUAUGUUGUGACUCGUUGGUACAGAGCCCCUGAAUUGCUACUAAAUUGUUCAGAAUAUACUGCAGCUAUUGACAUAUGGUCGGUUGGUUGCAUUUUAAUGGAGAUAAUUAGAAGGGAGCCUUUAUUUCCCGGUAAAGAUUAUGUUCAGCAGUUGGCGCUUAUAACUGAGUUACUAGGUUCACCAAAUGACUCAGAUUUUGGAUUCAUCAGAAGUGAUAAUGCAAAGAAAUAUGUUAAGCAGCUCCCUCAUGUAGAAAAGCAGCCCUUUGCACAGAGGUUUCCUGACAUGUCCCUGUUGGCAAUUGAUCUUGCUGAGAAAAUGUUGGUUUUUGAUCCCUCCAAACGCAUAACUGUGGAGGAAGCGCUGAAUCACCCAUAUUUGUCAAGUCUUCAUGAGAUCAAUGAGGAGCCCACAUGCCAAACUCCUUUCGUCUUUGAUUUUGAACAGACAAUUCUGAACGAAGAAGAUAUAAAGGAGCUCAUAUGGAGGGAGUCUCUGAAAUUCAGCCAAGGUCAGAUGCUGGAAUAGCCUUGGCAAAAUGGUCUUUUUUCUUUUCAUUAGAUUCUAUGGAAUUUCAUAAUACAGGUUUGGAGUUGGGUUUCAAAGUGGUUUGGCUCUACAAAAUAUGUUAUAUAAAGAUUUUAUAGAGGUUUGGAGUUCCAAGAGAAAGAGGAGCAUGUGAUUCUGUAAUCUGCGGUCAGAGUGAUCAGGGAGAUAGGUUCUCCCAGCCCCGUUGUCCUGAGAGGGCAAGAUUUUUUCUUUUCCUGUUUUUAUUUGGGGAUUAUAGUACCCGUCGAUAGUAUUAGUGAUUGUUAUACAUAAAAGAGGGACAUAUGCCUCCAAGCCUGUCUUUGGCUUCGCAUUUGUAUAAAUCCAAAUAUAGUAGUAAUACAUUAGUUACUAAAGAAAAUCCACAACAUAGUUUUUUUUUGGGUGUU